This is a messenger RNA of Homarus americanus (American lobster), 3396 nucleotides long. RefSeq lists its product as uncharacterized. Lineage: Eukaryota; Metazoa; Arthropoda; Malacostraca; Decapoda; Nephropidae. The coding region runs from base 250 to 2898 and encodes 882 amino acids. The transcript has 3 exons. The record is from RefSeq and is a predicted model, not a curated record.
CCACAGUCUUCACGGCGUCCACAGCAUCAGCUAAGGCACAGAACUACAACACCUUACCAAUAAUCACAGAUGGAGCACAGAUCGUGAGGACAGAUCCAAACUUGUCCUUCAAUUACCGCUACGAAGUGAACGCGGCCGAGACAGGCGACCAGAAGACACACGAGGAAACUCUGGAUAAUGGAGUUGUUGUGGGCUCCUACUCCGUCCUCCAGCCCGAUAAUACCUUAAGAAUCGUCAAAUACCGCGCUGAUGACGAGUCGGGUUUCAAGGCAGAAGUCCAAUACCAAGACUUACAGAGUGGUUCAUCCUCAUUUUCUGGAUCAAGCCUGGGAUUCUCUACUUCCAAUUUCGGCUCCUCCUCAGUAUCUAACCUUGGAUCAUCUGGUGCAAGAUUUGAUUCUUCCUCUAGAACUAACAUCGGAUCUACCGGUUCUAACUUGGGAUCUUCUUCUAGAUCUAACUUCGGAUCUUCCGGUUCUAACUUGGGAUCUUCUUCUAGAUCUAACUUCGGAUCUUCCGGUUCUAACUUGGGAUCUUCCUCUAGAUCUAACUUCGGAUCUUCCGGUUCUAACUUGGGAUCUUUCUCUAGAUCUAACUUGGGAUCAUCCAGUUCUAGAUUGGGAUCUUCUUCUGGAUCAAACUUCGGUUCUUCCUCUGGAUCUAACUUCGGAUCUUCCGGUUCUAACUUGGGAUCUUCCUCUAGAUCUAACUUCGGAUCUUCCGGUUCUAACUUGGGAUCUUCCUCUACAUCUAACUUCGGAUCUUCCAGUUCUAACUUGGGAUCUUCCUCUAGAUCUAACUUCGGUUCUUCCUCUGGAUCUAACUUCGGAUCUUCCGGUUCUAACUUGGGAUCUUCCUCUAGAUCUAACUUCGGUUCUUCCUCUAGAUCUAACUUCGGAUCUUCCGGUUCUAACUUGGGAUCUUCCUCUAGAUCUAACUUCGGUUCUUCCUCUGGAUCUGGAUAACUUAGGUUCUUCCUCUGGAUCUAACUUCGGUUCUUCCUCUGGAUCUAACUUGGGAUCUUCCGGUUCUAACUUGGGAUCUUCCUCUAGAUCUAACUUCGGUUCUUCCUCUGGAUCUAACUUUGGAUCUUCCAGUUCUAACUUGGGAUCUUCCUCUGGAUCUAACUUCGGUUCUUCCUCUGGAUCAAACUUUGGAGCUUCCAGUUCUAACUUGGGAUCUUUCUCUGGUUCUAACUUCGGUUCUUCCAGUUCUAACUUGGGAUCUUCCUCUAGAUCUAACUUCGGUUCUUCCUCUGGAUCAAACUUUGGAGCUUCCAGUUCUAACGGUUCUUCCUCUGGAUCUAACUUCGGUUCUUCCUCUGGAUCAAACUUCGGUUCUUCCAGUUCUAACUUGGGAUCUUCCUCUAGAUCCAACUUAGGUUCUUCCUCUAGAUCUAACUUCGGUUCUUCCUCUGGAUCUAACUUGGGAUCUUCCUCUGGAUCUAACUUCGGUUCUUCCUCUAGAUCUAACUUCGGUUCUUCCUCUGGAUCUAACUUGGGUUCUUCCUCUGGAUCUAACUUGGGUUCUUCCUCUGGAUCUAACUUCGGUUCUUCCAGUUCUAACUUGGGAUCUUCCUCUGGAUCUAACUUAGGUUCUUCCUCUAGAUCUAACUUGGGAUCUUCCUCUGGAUCUAACUUCGGUUCUUCCUCUGGAUCUAACUUGGGAUCUUCCUCUGGAUCUAACUUCGGUUCUUCCUCUAGAUCUAACUUGGGAUCUUCCUCUGGAUCUAACUUCGGUUCUUCCUCUGGAUCUAACUUAGGUUCUUCCUCUAGAUCUAACUUGGGAUCUUCCUCUGGAUCUAACUUCGGUUCUUCCUCUGGAUCUAACUUGGGAUCUUCCUCUGGAUCUAACUUAGGUUCUUCCUCUAGAUCUAACUUGGGAUCUUCCUCUGGAUCUAACUUCGGUUCUUCCUCUGGAUCUAACUUGGGAUCUUCCUCUGGAUCUAACUUAGGUUCUUCCUCUAGAUCUAACUUCGGAUCUUCCUCUGGAUCUAACUUGGGAUCUUCCUCUGGAUCUAACUUCGGUUCUUCCUCUAGAUCUAACUUAGGAUCUUCCUCUAGAUCUAACUUGGGAUCUUCCUCUGGAUCUAACUUCGGUUCUUCCUCUGGAUCUAACUUUGGGUCUUCCAGUUCUAACUUGGGACCUUCCUCUGGCUUUAACUUGGGAUCUUCCUCUGGAUCUAACUUGGGAUCUUCCUCUGGAUCUAACUUAGGUUCUUCCUCUGGAUCUAACUUCGGUUCUUCCUCUGGAUCUAACUUUGGGUCUUCCAGUUCUAACUUGGGAUCUUCCUCUGGAUCUAACUUCGGAUCUUCCAAUUCUAACUUGGGACCGUCCUCUGGAUCUAACUUCAGAUCUUCCACUGGAACUAACUUAGGAUCUCCCAGUUCUAAUUUCGGUUCUUCCUCUGGAUCUAACUUCGGAUCUUCCACUGAAUUUAACUUGGGAUCUUCCACUUCUAACUUGGGACCGUCCUCUGGAUCUAACUUCAGAUCUUCCACUGGAACUAACUUAGGAUCUCCCAGUUCUAAUUUCGGAUCUUCCUCUGGAUCUAACUUCGGAACUUCCAGUUCUAAUUUGGGAUCUUCCUCUGGAUCUAACUUCGGAUCUUCCACUGAAUUUAACUUGGGAUCUCCCAGUUCUAACUUCGGUUCUUCCUCUGGAUCUAAUUUCGGUUCUACCAGUUCUAACUUGGGAUCUUCCUCUGGAUCUAAUUUCGGUUCUACCAAUUCUAACUUUAGAUCCUCUUCUGGAUCUAACUUAGGAUCAUCUCGGGUCAGCUCCUCCUCUGGAUCAUCUACAACUUCGUCAACAAGCUCAACUUCAGCUCCAGGUGGAGUGGCUGUUGUACUAGCUAAAGAUGGCGCCUUUACUCAGCGCUCCAGCGUUCCUUCCUAGACUACCAGAUUCUGAGAACCAAAAUGUUACAGUGUAGUGAUUGUUGCUCCGGUUACCGACAGCCUUAUCGAGUGAUUUUUAGUUUAACAAUAUUGACGCUUCUGCAGGACCUGGAAUUAGGCUUCAUACUUUUUGUUUAUUUUGGACUCAUAGAAUGUUUACUCAACCUCUUCAAGUGUUUCACAAACUGAACCACAAUACAGAGUGUAUUAUGAACUUUAAAAUAUUUCCAAUGGAUUUCGACAAUUUAAAUCUCAGUACAAUCAGGUGAAGUAGAUUCAUCGUGUCUCCUUCCUAACACCACCUACACCUGUAUCUUAUAUGAACUCCGAAUGUUUGACUUUAUUCUAAAUAUUUCUUUACUAUAAUAGCACAUAUCAUGUUGUUCUUUGUUAAAUGAAACAGGACAAAUAAUUUUAUGUAACAGUGUAUAUGUGAUAAGUGGAACAAUGACAGUGUUAUGUAACUAUUAUAAAAUAAAUGAUGAUCAACAGUUUA